AUGUCAUUACAGAAACCACACUUCUGUAAUUUGGAAUCUGAUUUUUCUGCUGAAAAGAAAUUUCAUUCAUCAGAAGAGAAGAUUGCUAGAGAAGGUGAGCAAGUGCAAAUAUUCUAUAAGCUGAGAAAUUAUAAAACAACUUUUGUAAGCAAAACUCAACUCUUGGUCUUUUACAGGUGUUCUUACAGGUGCGUUUUAUAAGGUAAGAACAAAAUAAACAUCAAUCCUUUAAGAAUAAUUUUUAAAGAAGCCUAUGCUUUCUUGUCAUGAUUCUUAUUUCAAAGAAAAAUUCAUAUGCAUUAUUCAGGUGUGAGUCCUUGAAGGAUUUUUCCAAUUCCUUCACAAACAAAAUUGAGGUUUUAGCUGCCAUAUAGCUCAAUCAAUGCCUAUUUAUUUUGGGACUUUCUACUUGACAUUGUACAUAGAAUUGCAUCGUUAGUGAAGUUGUGUGAAUACCUUGGCAGAUAUACAGUAAUACUGCACUUCACGUGUUUAUCUAAGGCUGCUUCUAUUUGGAGAACAUGGCAGGGAUGUUGAUCAUCAUCAUCAUCAUUUUUUUUAUGCUGCCAUUAAAAAAAAAAUCAUGCUUGAAGCAUCUUUCAACAAAGAAAACAGGUAAACAUCUCAGAAAUCAACAAUCACAGAGAACAAUUUCAUAAUAAAUUAAUUUUAAAAGGCAAGCAGAUAUAACAGCAAAAAAACCAACAUUUUCAUGCAGUAUCUAUAACAGCAUUCCAUUAACAACAUUUCACUUCCUGACCAUAGCAAAAAUAACAAGGGAGCUUGACAGUUUGACCUUGGUACUAGACAUUUCACCAUAACAUUUCUCACAGUCCAUCUCCUGCAGCAUCUUCUUCCAAGGCUUCCAAAGGCAGGAGAUGGGGAAGCUGGAGACACCUCUCCCAUGAUGUUGUUUCAGCACACUCAGCAACACAGCCACAAUGGACUUCUAGCCCAUUCUUCUACUCCACACUGCAAAUGUGGAAUUGGAGCUGUUCACACAGGCAGCAAAAGCCAACAAGCGAUUUCAGCAAUGGCGGUUGUGCCAAACCCCACACUACUUUGUCCCUUGUUUCUCCAGUUUUGCAUGCUGCACUUUUAAUAUAGCAAGAACCACAAUACAUACGACAGCUUUUUGACUGCAGUGCAGUUACGAUCUCAGGAUUUUUCACUGGUAGAUUGCGCUGCUGCAAUGACUGUUUCAUGAUGUUCAUAAGAAAUACAAUAGUAUAGUGCAGCCUUCUUCAAGCUUGGGUCCACAGAUGUUGGAUUCCAAUUCCCAUUAUCCCUGACUAUCAGCUAAAUUGCUUGGGUUUGAUGGGAGCUGUAGUCCAACAACAUGUAGGAACCCAAGAUUGAAGAAUUCUGCUGUAGUGUACUGGUUGCUAAGGAUGAUUCAGCAAGUCAACCAUGACUGCGUUUCUUUCAUACUUUUAUUGCUAGUUGUUGACUAUUUUAUAUUAAUCUGAGCCUUUUAAUUGUGUUUUAAAUCUAGACUGUUUCAUACCUUCUCUCUUGCAAUUAUUUCCCCAUCUUUUAUUGAUUCUUGUUGAUUUUAAUAAUGGUAUAUUGUAUUAUUACCAUUAUUUUGCUUGUUUCUUUGGAAGCUACCCAGGGAAUAUUUAUUGAUGGGCAGCUGUAUAAAUUCAGUAUGCACAGAUAAUCAAUUAAAGCAAACUUUCAAACAUAUAUGCUGCUAGCAGUCAUUUAAAAACAAAAAACCCUGUUGGUGCAAGUGUUGAUAGUUAUUAGCUCUGCGUCUUUGAGACACCUGGACAACUGAAUGCUGUCAUCUUUGCACUCCCUAUUAAGCUUUAUUUUGCUUUCAUUUUAGAAGUGAUCAUUUGGCUCAGACUCUAGCAGGGUCUAUCCAAGGCCUCAGAUGGUUGAAAACAUUUCAGAUUAACUGAAUUUGUAGCAUAAAUAGUGGUAAAAGACUAGAUGGACAUUGCAAUAUACAGUAGCAACAUAGCUUGAAACCUGUGCUUCCUCUUUGCUGCUCAUACAUGGAUCCUUUCUGGCCGUAUGUGCCUCAAGUCUACCAAGCCAGCUUGUCUUAUUCAGUUCUAGAAUCACACACAAAUCCUUCAGUAAACCUCUUUAGGAUUUCUACAGUCCAACAGGUGGGUCUGAGGUUAGGUAAAGGUAAAGAGACCCCUGACCAUUAGGUCCAGUCUUGACCGACUCUGGGGUUGCGGCACUCAUCUCGCUGUAUUGGCCAAGGGAGCCGGCGUACAGCUUACGGGUCAUGUGGCCAGCAUGACUAAGCCGCUUCUGGCAAAGCAGAGCAGCGCACAGAAACACCGUUUACCUUCCGCUGGAGCGGUACCUGUUUAUCUACUUGCACUUUGACGUGCUUUCGAACUGCUAGGUUGGCAGGAACAGGGAAAGAGCAACGGGAGCUCACCCUGUUGUGGGGAUUCGAACCGCCGACCUUCUGAUCGGCAAGUCCUAGGUUCUGUGGUUUAACCCACAGCGCCACCCGUGUCCCGGGUCUGAGGUUAGUUUUAGGAUUAAAACACGAAGCAUGAUUCUUUAGAAAUGAUGUUCUGCCUUACAAAUAUUGAAGUGGCUCUACUCUUUUACAGGACCAUUAUAAUGCUGCAAUGGAACAGCUGGCAGCUCUUAGCUUGUCCAAAAAUACUAGGACAUCCCAGGUAGUAUUCGUUUGCCAAAAUGUUUUAACAAUCCAGUUUACUUACUUUUGAAUUUCCAGUGUUUGUUCUGAAUUGCAUACCAACAGCAUUUUGUUUUUAAAUGUUCUGCUUAUUUCAGCUCAGCCCAAAUAGCUGCAGACAAGCACCAUAUCAUUCCUGGAGCUAUAUACAUAAUCAAGGCAACAAGGCAGUGAGCAGGUAAAGAAACGUGUUCUUAGCUUUUUAAACAAAACUGAACAGAACAGUCCAACAUAAGCAGAUAGCCACUUCUUCAUUUAGCAAAAGGAAUUGUCAACAGCUUUAGGGUGCCUGUGCACCAGCACUCCUGUGUUGCAAAUCUUUGUUACUUUGAUUUGUCUCCUGUUGUAUGGUGUCUUGAUGCUGCUGUUCUGUGCAUGCUUUUCCUGCUUCCCUUUCCUGGAAUGGGUGACUUGUUUCUUUAAAAAACCUUAAAUAACUGCAUAGAAAGCAGAACCAGUGACCCUGAUUUGAAUAAUAAUAAUAAUAAUAAUAAUAAUAAUAAUACCCUGCCCAUCUGGCUGUGUUUCCCAUAUAUAAAGGACUUGAGUUACUAUCUGUAGGAUAGUAAAGUAUUUGUUGGUUCAAGGAAAAAAUAGGUAUAAAAGGAGAAUUACCUGGAUGCCAGAAUCUAGGUUUGGGGCAGGAACUCUGGGGGGAGAGAACACCAAGAAGAGAUUUAAAAUCACAAAACAUGCAGCAAAGCAAAGCAUGGAAAUACAGGCUGUUAGACCUUUAAAAUGCCAUUGCAUAGAAUGCCAUUAGCAUAGAAAAAGACCACACGUUCAGUAAGUUUAAAAAUAGGUAUCAGCUGCAAUACCAUAUGCUUAUUAUGGGGGGCCUUCCUGCAGAAUGGAGGAAGAGGGUUGGACACUCCCUCUACCCCACAGAGCCCUGAUCCAAAUUGAAGACGACCACCACCAUCUUUUGAAAAAGACAAUGGGAGCAUAUUGCUUGUGUACUGUGUACUGCAUAUGAAACUUAAUGCACCACUGGACAAGCUACUGUGGUUAUAUGUUAUGCUUGUAUUUACAUGAAAACCAAUAAAAAUUAUUUGGGGGGAAAACAAUGGGAGCACUAAAACCUAAUUUGUUCCCAAAUGGUGCUUAAAAGUUAAAAAUUGGCUUCAUUUCCCCUGUGGUAACAGAAAUUGAUAGACUAAACCUCUGUGGAUUUUUGAAGUAUCCUAUGCUAGUAGCUUCUAUGGCUUCCAUUUGCAAGGAACUGCAUAGAACAGUUAUGGGCUGCUUGAAGUACCUUAUUGUUUGUCUAGAGCCUUCUUUUGGUCUGUCUGCUUUUGAGUGUUAAUUUGCUGAAAACAUUAAAGGCCUGCUUCAGGGUGCAUAUCAAGGCACUUUGGCUUCAAAUAUAUUUAUUUUUCUAUCCAGGAUGAGUGAUGCUGUUGGCUCUAUAAAUUGUCCACUAGAGGGGUAAUGUGAUACCAUUCCAUAUUCUUUUUCCCCUCAGAGACUUCCAUAGACGUUUGGGGGAAAUGCCGUCUAGCUCCAGUGAUGUUCCUAUAAACUUCAUCCACACUAGUAAUCCUCUGGUACAGUCUUUUAUAAAGAGAUGCCACACAGUUUCUUAUCUUGAAACCCAGAAAGCAGCUUUGGAGAACUGCAAUAGAAAUGGAGAUGGGGAUUUUUUAAAAAACGAAGCCAUUGCUUCUGCUGCUUAUCCUGCUACAGAUGGUAGUAGUGAUGACAUGCUUUCUGUAAUCAGAUCGAGUUUGAAAAGAGGAAAUGGCAGUGUAGAGGACAAGCCUUCAAUAGAAAAAGAGAUAUCUGAAAAUGAGAAAAGAAAUAAGGAGUUGCUGAAAUAUUUAAAAAACGUGAAUGUUAACCUAAAACCGGAUCCUAUAGAAGUCAAGGAAGAGGUUUCCUCUUCAUCUGAGAGUGAUACAUUUUCAUACCCUGAUUUUCUUCCCCGCCUUACAAUACCUGGGAUUUACAAAAAAUGUCCUCAUCAAAAUUUGAUGAAUGGAAAUCAUCCUUUAAUCCACCUCUCGAGGAAUCACUUUGCAAGCUAA
This is a messenger RNA of Podarcis lilfordi (Lilford's wall lizard), 4704 nucleotides long. The record is from the annotation of a GenBank genome assembly. Lineage: Eukaryota; Metazoa; Chordata; Lepidosauria; Squamata; Lacertidae.